GCGUGCGUGGCCAGAUCCGAUCCACAUUGGUACUGAGGCGACGGUGACACGUCAAACAUCCACGGAGCGCAAGGAAGGUUUUGACCCAAAGGUGCACGAGGGCUCUUUACGCUCCACCUUCUUUUUUUUACGCACAAGACGCACGCAGACCCGGUGAAUCCGUCACGGUGGGUUAGUUAGAGAGUCUGUGGAAUCGAGCCUUUUUUAUUUAUUUAUUAUUUCUACGUUGGAAGUGCGACAGCGACCCGCGCUGGAGGCUGCGGUCGAAUCCAGGGCAUCCUGCUCUUUCCACCAUUCAUCCAUCUGUCCCAACAUCCGCAAGCUCCAGCGGGAGGCCGGGGAGCGGCGACAGGAUGUAGCGGCGGAUUAACGGAGGAGAUAGGGGCGCUCAGAGGAAGAGAGCUGGACCGGGUGGACCGGGGCGGGACGGAGGGGACAUGGGGAAGGACCAGGAGCUGCUCCAGGCCGUGAAGACCGAGGACCUGCUGACAGCUCAGCGGCUCCUACAGAGACCACGGCCAGGAAAAGCCAAGCUUCUUGGUGCAGCAAAGAGGGUUAAUGUCAACAUCCAGGAUGCAGACGGGCUGUCACCGCUGCACCAUGCUGCCCUGAGUGGGAACAAGGAGCUGAUCUCUCUGCUGUUGGAGGCUCAGGCAGCUGUGGAUAUCAAAGAUAAUAAAGGAAUGCGUCCUCUGCAUUACGCUGCAUGGCAGGGGAAGACUGAACCCAUGAAAAUGCUGCUGAAAGCAGGCUCAUCAGUCAACGGACAGUCAGAUGAAGGACAGAUCCCGCUCCACCUGUCAGCACAGCAUGGACACUAUGAUGGGUCAGAAAUGUUGCUACAACACCAGUCCAACCCAUGUAUCUCAGAUACAGCUGGGAAAACCCCCCUGGACCUGGCAUGUGAAUUUGGACGGGUUGCAGUGGUGCAGCUCCUGCUCAGCAGUAACAUGUGUGCAGCCAUGUUAGAGCCGAAACCCUCUGACCCAAACGGAGUCUCCCCUCUGCAUCUCGCUGCUAAGAAUGGACACAUCGACGUCAUACGGUUGUUGAUCCAGGCUGGUAUAGACAUCAACAGGCAGUCAGAGUGUGGCACUGCCCUACAUCAGGCUGCCCUCUGUGGGAAGACAGAGGUGGUGCGGCUGCUGCUGGAUAGCGGCAUCAGUGCAGGAGUGAGAAACACUCUGAGCCAAACUGCCUUGGACAUUGUUAACCAGUUUACCACCACACAGGCCAGCCGGGAAAUUAAACAGUUACUGAGAGAUGCUUCGGCUGCUAUGCAGGUCCGUGCACUGAAGGAUUACUGCAAUAACUAUGACCUGACCAGCCUCAACAUCAAAGCUGGAGACAUUAUCACGGUGUUGGAGCAGCACUCUGACGGUCGAUGGAAAGGCUGCAUUCAUGAUAACCGCACCGGGAACGACCGUGUGGGAUACUUCCCAUCCAACAUCGUGGAGGUCAUCAAGAGGGCAGGCCACUCCCCCUCCCAGCAGUGCCACACCCUCCUCCUCCGCCGGCCCAACCCCUGCCCCAUUGCUUCGGCCAACGGACACCCAUACCCCCCCUCCAAAGUCCUCCCCCUGCAUCUGCAUCUGCCUCCCCCUCCUCCCCUCCAUUCCAGCACACAGCCCCUAACCCGCUUCUCCUCGUUCGGGUAUGUUCCUCUUCCCAUCUCUCCUCCUUCUCUGUCCACUCCUCCUCUGUCCUCUUCUCCUCCUAUCUCCACUCCUCAGGAGCAGCAGAGUCAGACAGGUUCACGGACUGCAGAGCUGAGUCCGCAGGGUUCUCCCACUUUAGGGCAUCAGAGCAGCACCAGCGAGGACAUCUGGGUACUGCGCAAACCAGUGGCAGGUGCAGAGCGGAGUGGAAGUGUGUGCAGCCUUGGCAGCGUUCGCUCCUCCAGCAGCCUGCAGGGAUCUGGAAACACCCACGUUCUGACCACACCGGCCCCCAGCCCGCUCCCAGCCCCCACGCCGGGACUCAACACUCACGGCCUCAAUGCUCCGGGGUUGCAUGCACAAUCUGAGGGGGUCAAGCUCCUGGCCACUGUGCUGUCUCAGUCGGUGAAAGCAAAGGAGCAUCUCUUGGAGCAGUCGCAGUCUGUGGAGCAGUCAGCAAGCUCCUCCAGUCGCACAGUCCAUGAGCAGCGAUCUUUUGAGCGCAAGGCCGAGGAGGAUGAUGGGAAAAAGCAGGCAGUGGUGACGUGGCUGGGAGAGUUUCAGCUGCAGUUCUACACCACUCACUUCCUCACAGCAGGAUAUGAUCUAGACACCAUUAGCCACAUGACCCCUGAGGACCUGACAGCGAUCGGCGUCAUGAAGCCUGGACACAGAAAGAAACUACUGACAGAAAUCAGCAAGCUUCCCUCCACAGACUGGCUGCCUGAUCACAAGCCUGCCAACCUGGCGGACUGGCUGUCGCACCUUGGUCUAAGCCAAUACUAUCAAGUUCUGGUCCAGAAUGGGUAUGAAAACAUUGACUUUGUUUCAGACAUCAGCCUUGAAGACCUGCAAGAGAUUGGCAUCUCUAAGCUUGGACAUCAGAAGAAAAUGAUGUUGGGAGUAAAAAGACUGAAGGAGCUACAAAGAGGAGAAAGUGGCUCUGAACCUCCUCAGAGUCCCACUUCAGCUCCUUCCAGCCCAGCAAGGAGCACCUCCUUGGAGUCCCGAAGAGAGGCAAUGAAGCUGAGGGAGGGCACUGCUAGCCCCUUGGCCAAACCUCGCCCAGGUCUCCCAACUUCACAGACGCCUCCCCACACACCCACUCAGACGCCGCCACAAACCCCUCCACAUGCCCGAAACCAGCAGGCCUCCCCGAGAGCUCGCCCUCGGCCGUCCACCCAGACUUCCAACGCUGAUACACCUGUGCCGCUACUGCGGCUGCCAUGUGAGGAAGAGGAACGGCGGAGGACGCACAGCCUUAUCGGCUCAGAAUCUGACUCCCGUUAUGCAACCGUGUGCCGAAGCAGCUCCACGCACACCACUGGCCCUAAUGAUGUCACUGUUAACCGCAGCCAGUCAUCCGUCACCCUGCGUCCUCGUCGAAAAGGUCGGCCUCCUACACCUCCAAAGCGUUCCUGUUCUUCCAUCACCGGCGGUGAUGGUGAAGUUGAAGGACAAGGGGUGGGGCUUUUGGGGCUGCCGACGUAUCGAGAGAGGCGAGCGAGUGACUGCGGCAGCUUGGGAGCAGCUUUAAGGGCUCAGGAGUCUACAGGCCUUCAGAGAUCAGAGGGGGGUUCUGGGAGUGUUCGCAGCCUCGCUGCCAUGCUGGAAACAUCUAUGGUGCCAAGGAAUGUGGGAAGUGGCACUAACUUCCUGCAGGCGAGUCCUCCUCUGCUCCGCCGGCAGGCACGAGCUGGAGGUCUAGGAGCAUCCGAGGACGAUGUCUCAAAUCGCUGCAGGACUAUCAGUGGUCUUGAAAGCCUCCCUGAUGAGCAUUCUGACCAGUUACCUCAGCAACCAGUACAGCAACGUCCAGAGCCACGACCUCGCUCCAUUGUGGUCACCUCAGCAUCAGAGAUCAACAAUGGAACAGCGACCCUCAGGAGGAAACAACGUCCUCCAUCAACAGACUCUGAAGCCCCCUCAUCAAUGGCUACUACUGUGGUCACCAUGACAACCGGCUCGGAAACAAUACGAAGGCGGCCACGUACGACAGAGCAAACUGAUUCUGUCACUUGCAGGAAUAAUCAAUCAAACUCCCCAGACGGCACUAGGAAAAAGGUGGAUGAACCGCAGCAGAAUGGCGGCGUGGUGCUGAGACGGAGGCCAGCAUCUGAGGUCUCAGAGAAGACAGACACCAGCAGGGAGACAUGUGAGUGGAUGGAAGCCAGGAAGUCCCUGAAGCCACCGGUCUCACCCAAACCUUCCUCAGUAGUCCUGAGAAAGACUCAGGCAGACCCACCAACUCCGACCCGAAGAGUCCCCAUUCCUGGACCUGAAAACACUGAGCCAGCACAGAGCCCUGAGUCAAAGCGUGUCCCACCUCCUGUAUCCCCAAAACCCCGUGGGCCUCCAACGGCGCCCAAACCUGGUAAAGCAGUUGCGUCUUCAGCUGCAAUGAGCCCAAGCCCUGUUGCUACUAGCCCGGCUGCAACCAGUCCAACUCCGGCGCCCAGACCCUCCUCUCCGUUGGCAGCUGCCCCUAUUCCAGCUCCUGACACCCCCUCUGCUCCAUCUCUCUCUCCUGGACUCCCUCUCACUUCCACCUCUCCAGCCCAGAGUCCCUCCACUCCGUCUCCACACCCUGUCAAACCUCCCCGCUCCUCCAUCGCUGGCCUCUCCAUUGACUUGACGGGAGUACGGGAGGCUGAGGAGGAAGAGGAGAGGAGAAGAGAGAGGGAGCAUCAGAGGAAAGCAGAAGAAGAGGAGGAGCAGAGGAAGAGAGCAGAGGAUGGGAACCAGAGAGAGCUGGAUAGGAAGCCUUUGAGGAGAGAAGAAGCAAAAGAGGAGAGCCAGGAGACGGAAGCAGGGCAAGAAGAGACAAUUCAGCAUCGUUUGGAGGAGACCAGCGCCUCCUUGGCUGCAGCUCUGCAGACUGUGGAGCAUAAAAUCAAAGAGGAGGACAGGCCAAACGACAAAAAAGCAACAGUCUCCAUCCUGGACGACAUUGGCAGCAUGUUUGAUGAUUUGGCAGACCAGCUGGACGCCAUGCUGGACUGAUCUUCUGUCCACAUACUCUGCAUUCCAACAAGGUCUUUUCCCCUCAUCACCUGUAGGUUGACGAAGAAAUCUUCCCCAAGGCUACGUGCCGCUGUUUUUCACACUGCAAAUUUAAGUGUGUCCCUCGUUCUGUUGGCAAGAACUUCCGAAGUAACCUCCAGAGGUACUGCGGAGGGGGAUUUAUGUUUCUGCUGCGAGGACGCUGCUCCCAACACAACCGCUGACCUCUGCAGCCCAAAAAGCGAUGCCUCCACCCAGCCUAACACGGCAGCGUGGACCGACAAGCACAAUCACUUCGCGUAUCCUUUUAUCUGUGCAAUCUGACUUGGACCAGCCUGCAAGGACAGACUCUGAGAUGAACAGAUAUUACCUACAAAGCUGAGCACAUAAAUAUUCUGACAGGCAGAUAGAAAACCUGGUAGAAAACAUUGGGAUGUUUUUUUGGGUUUUUUUUGUUUGUUUUUUUCAAAAAGCACACAGAAUGACAGGCCGCUGUCUGACGACUCCAACCAGAGUAGAGAACUGCCCUUUUUCUCCAGAUGAAUUGUAGCCUCUCUUCCUCCUCUGUGUGAGUGGAGGAUUCCCGUCCCGCGUGUCCUCUCUGUUCACGUCGUUGUUGGUGCCGUUGCUGUUAUCGCUGGCUUUGUUGUUGUUUCAAGUGUGCGUUGUCCCUGCUUUAUAUGCUUCCGUCAGUUUCCUCUUUUUCCCACCCCGAUCUAUCAAACCAACCAAACACAUCCGUAUCCAUGAAUUUCUAAGAAUGCAGACAAGCACAUGUACGCACACACACAUAUAUACACCGGUGGAACUUACAUUGGUUUAAAUAUUUCUGGUGUUGUUGGUGUUUAUCUAUCAUGUGUGGAAGGACUGUUUGGAAAUGAUUCAUGGGGAAUACAUGCAAAGACACAUGCACCCAUGUGGUAUAUCCCUUUGUCCUGCAGCAGUGAACAGUGUUUUCAGAAAAUACUCCUAUAUUUCAAUGCUUUAUAUAGUACAUACAGUAAAAAAAAAGACUCAGAGUUUAAAGUAGAUCUGGAUAUUUGAGCUGUUAGAGCUCCCUCUAUUGUUGGUUAGUGAAGCUGCCCUUAAUUUCCCCAACUUCUUUCUCUUCUUCCCUAUAUUAUUUUAAAUCUAUGUCUAAUUUGGAAAAACUGCAAAUCUCUGUGCCUUCUUACUCUACUUUAUAUAUUCUUUAAUUUUGUUUUGUUUUGAUUGCUGUCUACUAAAAAUGUUGAUGGUCCCUUUAAACCCCCUCUGUGUCCGUUUUGUAAGAAAGUAGCUUCUCAGUUGAUCUGUCAGUCCUCUACAACUACUAAAAUGAAAUCCUCCCCGUAUGCAGCCCUCUAUAAGCUCUGUAAGCUGUGAUAAGUUGGCUCCACUCUUCCAAGAGUUCCUUGUUUUCAGUGAUCUCCCCCAGACCAGCUUUCAUCCCAGUGAAGUCCACUUGUAUUUUUAUGCUCUUUGAAAACAGAGAUAUAUUUGAGAGACAGUUCUAUGUGAAUAAUAAAACUAUUAAUGAUAAUAAUAAUGAUGAUGAUGAUGAUCACAAUGAUGUUAAACAUUGAAUGGAGCUGAGCUGAUUUGAGCCUGUGUAUUUAUGGUUGAGUUCAGGAUGUGAUGUGACGGCUGUUGUGUCAUGGUUGGGUUUAGUUGGGUGUUUCUGCUGUGACGAUGCAUUCCUGUACAUCUGUCAUCAGAAUAAAUGUAUAAAUUAAACCAAA
Messenger RNA from Cyprinodon tularosa, 6382 nucleotides. RefSeq names its product caskin-1. Bases 438 to 4661 code for a protein of 1407 amino acids. The record is from RefSeq and is a predicted model, not a curated record. Lineage: Eukaryota; Metazoa; Chordata; Actinopteri; Cyprinodontiformes; Cyprinodontidae. Gene Ontology annotation, molecular function: protein binding. The transcript is spliced from 22 exons.